UCUAAGUGUUUAUCAUGUCUUGUAUAGUACGUUCCUCCAUUUCCGGUUGCCAUUGACUUUAUCGUGUUUAAAACUUAACAAAUUGUCGCUGCAGACUCAGUCAGCAUUUGCUGUUUAAGCUAAGUAAAUGAGGCGAAUAAGUGAAGUUACUUUCCUUCUUGUGGCAAUCGCGUUUGGCGGUGUGCGUGGCGAGUGCGACAAAUGCAAUGCAGAUAAUCCUGUUGCUUGUCACAGCGAGACGGUCUAUUCGCUCUGUCUUAUUGAUCAACCAACUAUGAAAUUCGUCACAUGCCCACCAGAUUAUAUAUGCACAAGCGAUGAGUUUGUAUGCUAUCCAAGGGAUUCGGCAGUUCCCAGUUGUGGUCGCACUAAUCCAGUGGAAGAUGGCUCAUCUAAAUGCGGCAUUUGCGCAUCCAGGGACAAGCUGUAUGCAUGCCUUAACGAAACGACCAUUGCGUUCUGUUUUGGCGACGAUAUGCCACAUUAUGAGUCACUCUCCUAUUGUCCUGCGGACACUGUCUGCGAUUUGAAUAGAGAAAGUGGAUUUUGCACACCAGCGGCUCAAACUGCGCCAAGUUGCAUACCAAGUCAGUGGACAACACCCAUAGCCACAACGACAACGGUAGGUGGACCGCCUAUUCCAACUACAACAACUCCAGUACUCUCAACAACAACAGAUAUAUCUUCAACCACAUCCUUAUCAACUACAACAACACCAGUACCCACUACUACAACAGAUAUACCUACAACAACUACCUUACCAAUUACAACAACUUCAAUACCCACCACUACAACAGAUAUACCAACAACAACAACCUUACCAAUUACAACAACUCAAAUACCAACCACUACAACAAAUAUACCUACAACUACAUCCUUACCAACUACAACAACUCCAAUACCCACAACUACAACAAAUAUACCUACAACAACAUCCUUACCAACUACAACAACUCAAAUACCCACCACUACAACAGAUAUACCUACAACAACUAUCUCACCAAUUACAACAACUCAAAUACCAACCACUACAACAAAUAUACCUACAACAAUGUCCUUACCAACUACAACAACUCCAAUGCCCACCACUACAACAAAUAUACCUACAACAACAUCCUUACCAACUACAACAACUCAAAUACCAACCACUAAAACAAAUAUACCUACAACAACGUCCUUACCAACUACAACAACAAAUAUACCUACAACAACUUCCUUACCAACUACAACAACUCCAAUACCCACGACUACAACAAAUAUACCUACAACUACAUCCUUACCAACUACAACAACUCCAAUACCCACCACUACAACAAAUAUACCUACAACAACUUCCUUACCAACCACAACAACUCCAAUACCCACAACUACAACAUCCUUACCAACUACAACAACUACAACAACUCCAAUACCCACCACUACAUCAUCCUUACCAACUACAACAACUACAACAACUCCAAUACCCACCACUACAACAAAUAUACCUACAACAACUCCACUACUUAUCACCACAACAUUUAUACCAAUAACAACAACUGAGCAUGUACUUACUCUUGAGGAAAUAUGCGAAAAGCACGGCAAAGAUGAAACCAUUCCACUCCCUGAUGACUUAACCUGUAAAAAAUCAAUUAGAUGCAAAAAAUCGGGCAAUGUGUGGAAGGCAGACUUAAGUACUUGCCCACCGAAUCAAUGGUUUGAUCCGGGUUUUAAAUUUUGCACUUCUACAUAUAAGUGCCUCACUCAGACAACAUCCAUACCAAUAACAUUGCCAACUACAACGACUCCAGUACCCAGCACUACAUCAGAUAAACCCACAACAACUCCACUGCUUAUCACCACAACAGUUAUACCAAUAACAACAACUGAACAUGCACUUACUCUUGAGGAAAUAUGCGAAAAGCACGGCAAAGAUGAAACCAUUCCACUCCCUGAUGACGUAACCUGUAAAAAAUCUAUUAGAUGCAAAAAGAAUGGCAAUGUGUGGAAAGCAGACCUUAGCACCUGCCCUACGAAUCAAUGGUUUGAUCCUGGUCUGAAAUUUUGCACCGCAACGUAUAAGUGCCCCACUCAGAGUCCGCCAGCAACAACCUCAACACCAGUUCCAAUUACAACCACUGAGCGUACACUUACUCUUGAGGAAAUAUGCGAAAACCACGGCGAACAGGGUAACAUUGCACGACCCGAUGAUCCUACUUGCAAAAAAUACAUCGUCUGUUCCAAACCAGGGUCUCGUUGGAUUGCUCAGGCAUACACUUGUAGAAACUUGUAUGAUCCGACUAUAAACAAAUGUAGUUCCACAUAUAAAUGUCCAUCGUAGAAGAACCGAAAAAUUAUUUUUAUAUUGUUUCCUAAUAAAAAUUACAAACAAAAUGUCUUAAAACAUACUAACCGAUUCCAACUUACUUACAUGAAUAA
Molecule: messenger RNA, 2415 nt
Organism: Zeugodacus cucurbitae (melon fly)
Lineage: Eukaryota; Metazoa; Arthropoda; Insecta; Diptera; Tephritidae
Product: hepatitis A virus cellular receptor 1
Exons: 7
Coding region: 128-2317 (729 amino acids)
Cellular component (GO): extracellular region
Molecular function (GO): chitin binding
Source: RefSeq, a predicted model, not a curated record